UUUUAAAAACACCAAACGCGAGCAGUAAUGACGGCAUUUUACGCGCGCGCCACCUGACAGCUGAAGUUGCCGCAACAACUUUUUACCUCUGUAGGGCUUAAAACCGGACUGGAUGUUCACUUCACUAAUGAGAAGAACACAGCUUCCCUGCUUCAUAACGAACACCAUAUCCUCUCCGUUACUAUUACGCGGGAAACACACAGACAGUUAAAGCACGUGCCUCAGGUCGGAUGUGUUCCGGUCGGUGAGUUGUGUUCGGUAUAUGUGACUGAACGGGACCGCUGUUCGGCUGGAGGUCGUGAAUGAUGCGGCUGCUCUGUUGGAGCCUGAUGCUCUUCAUCCAAUGGAUUCUGCGACAGGUGCACGGUUUGGAGAAACAGGUGGGAAAAUCUUUAGAUUACCUGGAGCCGGGCCCAUCCGGUACGGUUUUCAAAACGCUUCCGUACGGCGUGCCUGCCGGAGGUGGCGGGGGUCCGACGGGUGGAGUCAAACCUCCGUACCAGACCACCAGGAUAUUCUCCACUAUGGACCACACUCCCAUCAAACCAAAACCACCCACGUUCGGCUUCCAGAACCCGUACGAGUGGGUCAGAAACCAAUCGCUGCUGCUGGAUCAGAGCGGUUACCGUCCCAAACGCAAACCUUCUCUGAAAACGUCCAUGAAGACUAAAAAAAUCUUCGGCUGGGGGGAUUUCUACUUCAACGUCAAGUCCCUGAAGUUCAGCCUGCUGGUCACGGGGAAGAUCGUGGACCACGUUAACGGAACCUUCACCGUCUACUUCCGCCACAACUCUUCCAGUCUUGGAAACGUCUCGGUGAGCAUCGUGCCGCCGUCCAAGGUGGUCGAGUUUGAAGUUCUUCAGCAACAAAAUCCCCUCCACCCUCCAGAAAUCCAGUUUCAUCCACCGCAGCAGUCCACCAUCGACCCCAAAGACAUCAAAACCUUCAACUGUCGCGUCGAGUACGAAAAGACGGACCGUUCCAAGAAGCCGAAGCCGUGCUUGUAUGACCCGUCUCAGACCUGCUUCACUGAAAACACCCAAUCGCAUUCCUCCUGGCUCUGUGCUAAACCCUUCAAAGUCAUCUGCAUCUUCAUCUCUUUCUUCAGCUUUGAUUAUAAGCUGGUUCAGAAGGUCUGUCCGGACUACAACUUUCAAAGUGAUCAUCCAUAUUUUGGAUGAGGUCACAGAAAACGGAUGUUGUGUGUGAUGGGUUUUAAAGGUUCCUCUCGUAGCAGCAGGAAUAUCCUCACACCAUCAUUGGGGACAUAAAGUUUUCUAUGUAUAUAUAAAGAAGAGCCUUUCAAAGACUUCAGGCAAACAGGAAUAUUUGGUCAUUUUUCUCCAUCAUGUCAUUCCAAACCUCUUUUGCAUACAAUAACAGUUAAUUGUGAUGACAUAACAAACUCACAAAAGCACCAGAACAUAAAACCAUACAACCAUAAAAUCUGCUGCGGGCCAAACUGAAUGUGAAGUCGUUUUCCAUCGAGUUGAACAGAAUAAUGCAAACAUUUAUAAAAAAAACCUCUUACAGUUUGAAAUGACAUGAUGCCAGUCAAUCUUGACAAAAACUUUCAUUUAAGGGUGAAAUAUUCUUUUAAUAUCCAUUUAUUGAUUUGUCUGGUUGGCUGUUUGACAAACAGGGAAUGUGGUGGUGAUGUUUUUAGGAUGUGUGAAAUACAUUCUGGAACUUUCAGCAUUAUUUUUUAAAUAAAAGAGAGAUGGUUCUAUAUUAAAUUCACUGAAAAAAUCCAUUAGACAUAUUCAUUGAAAUCCAGCUCAAAGUUCACAAUUAUUUCAGUGGGACCAGAUGAAAUAGUUUUCAUGUAUCCUGUGAAUUAUGAUCAAUGAUCUUAUCAGGGCUUUUACAGACAACAAGAAAGCCCAACAGUUAAUCCAUUAUGUUGAUGUUCAGAUGUAUUGAAGAUGAUGAAGACUAUAGUACAUAUCAACACACAGAAACACUGUUUGGACUGUACUGUAUGUGUGGUUGAGACUCUUGAUAUAAAUCUUAAAUUAAAUGUAACAAACUUUCAAAACAACUUUAGCAAAAAGAUUUUAGUUUUUGCCCUUGCAGUUUCCUUGAUUUAGUCCUCAAAAGAAUAUAUGUACGUGUUUAUUUGAGUCUUUGACGGUGAUUUAUGUUCCCUUUUAGUGGUAUUGUUGAAAUACCCUUUGAGAACUGUAUACAUGUGAGGACAACCGGUAUGUUGUCAUAUUUUAUUAUGUUAAUAAUCAAUAGAUCAAAAAUAGAAAGUUAUUCACCCUAAUAUGAGUAACAUUUAUUUAUGAGGAAAUUAAAUACAGCAUAUCUAUUUACUCUAACUUAAACUUAUUUAAAAGGACACAAAGACAAAAUAUACUGAAAUGUUUCUGACCGAGAGAUUAUGGUUUUAUUUUAUCCCAUAUAUUUAUUGUUUACAUUUCCUGACUUGUUUUAUAAGUAAAGCACCAAAUGAAAUAAAAAUAUUCUUUAUUCUGGAGCAGUGAAUGAGAAAUAAUGGAUGAGAAGGAAAUCCCAUUCCAAUGCUUCUGUGUGAGUAAACUAUUGCUUGAUAAUGUGUAUAGUAAACACUGGGAAAAACAAUGUGUGUAAAUAAUGUAUCACAAAUAAAUGAU
This is a messenger RNA of Paramisgurnus dabryanus, 2618 nucleotides long. RefSeq names its product neurexophilin-2. The record is from RefSeq and is a predicted model, not a curated record. Gene Ontology annotation, molecular function: signaling receptor binding. NCBI's taxonomy places the organism in Eukaryota, Metazoa, Chordata, Actinopteri, Cypriniformes, Cobitidae.